Molecule: messenger RNA, 2481 nt
Organism: Fonsecaea multimorphosa CBS 102226
Lineage: Eukaryota; Fungi; Ascomycota; Eurotiomycetes; Chaetothyriales; Herpotrichiellaceae
Exons: 6
Coding region: 1-2481 (826 amino acids)
Biological process (GO): intracellular signal transduction; protein phosphorylation
Cellular component (GO): cytoplasm
Molecular function (GO): protein serine/threonine kinase activity; ATP binding
Source: RefSeq, a predicted model, not a curated record
AUGGAUAUCGUUGCGUCGCCUACGUCCACGUCGGCGGAGGAAGCUCGUCGCUUUCCCGUAAGCGAUACAUCAGACCAGCCCCGCGAUCGACCACAAUCACAUGUGAAUGCCCUCCACGAAGGGGCCAACACCAACGACUCGUCCACCCUCAAUAAGCCUCCUGUGGUCAAACACUUGUCCAGUCCUGAGUACAACACACCCUCCCGCCAUCACCGUCGGACCCCUUCAGCACACAGGCCGGUCAAGGAAUCUCUCAACGCACGAUCCGAAUAUGUCACCAGUAAAGACGACGGCGUCGCAGAACACCGCAUCAAUCAAUAUAUCAUCAAGCAAGAGAUUGGCCGCGGUUCCUUUGGAGCAGUUCAUCUAGCCAUCGAUCAGUAUGGGAAAGAAUACGCCGUCAAAGAAUUCUCCAAAGCGCGACUGCGCAAGCGAGCGCAGUCUCACAUCCUCCGGAAACCUCUGUCCCAAAGGCGCCGGGGUGCAUUGCAAGGCUUCAAUUCCCCUUUGCACCGAAACGUCGUCGGAGAGGGCGAAGCGCAGGUCAAUUCAAUAGACCUGAUAAAAGAGGAGAUUGCCAUCAUGAAGAAAUUGAACCACCCAAACCUGGUCUCGUUGAUCGAGGUCUUGGAUGAUCCGUCAGAAGAUUCGCUAUACAUGGUGUUGGAGAUGUGCAAGAAAGGCGUGGUUAUGAAGGUAGGGCUGGAAGAAAGAGCAGAUCCAUACCCCGACCAUGUCUGUCGAUACUGGUUUCGAGAUUUGAUUCUAGGAAUCGAAUAUUUGCAUGCUCAAGGCGUAGUGCAUCGUGAUAUCAAACCCGACAACUGCUUGGUCACGGAAGACGAUGUGCUCAAGGUGGUCGACUUUGGUGUCUCGGAGAUGUUUGAAAAGGACUCCGAAAUGCUCACUGCAAAGUCCGCUGGCAGCCCUGCGUUCCUUCCCCCGGAGCUGUGUAUUGCUCGACAUGGAGAUGUGUCAGGGCGCGCGGCGGACAUCUGGUCAAUGGGGGUGACUUUGUACUGCUUGAAGUACGGCAGAAUCCCAUUUGAGAAGACGGGCAUUUUUGAACUCUACGAAGCCAUCAAGGCCGAAGAGCCAGACCUAGGCGAUGAAAAAGACGAAGAUUUUCGCGAUCUAAUGAACCGCAUACUGGAGAAGGAUCCGCAGAAACGUAUCAAAAUGCCGGAGCUGAGAGAACAUCCGUGGGUCACGAACAAGGGCACUGACAAGCUGCUUCCAGAGGAAGAGAACACCUCUGAUCUUGUUGAGCCCCCAACAGAGGCCGAGAUGAACGCGGCGAUUACCAAGAAUAUGAGAAACCUCAUGACAGUCGUCAAAGCUGUCAACAAGUUCAAGUCCCUCGUAGCAAAAGAUAAACCUAAGGGCAUGACUUCAAUCCUGGGUGAUCAAGAAGGCUCACAUUUCUCUCAGCCCCCGGCAGCUAUGCUCAAAGAAUCCGAAUCUUUCCCCCCAAAAUCACAUAGUUUCAAUGCUUUCGGCCAAGACCACACAGAUGCGGAACCACGGAUUGAAGAGCUUGCUCAAGACGUGAAGAAGCUGGAUGUCCGACCGGUGCCUACGCUCAGUAUAGACGAUACGACGAAGAGCGAAGAGCGAAAAGGAGUCGAAAGAGGCAGAGACGUUGCCAGUCCUUCUAACACGGAUGACUCGCUGUCGAGAAUCCAAAGCAUGGUAGACAUCGAGAAGCUCGACCCAAUGACGCUGCCUCCUUUCCGAUCGCUGAGACCACACGCAAACACUACUGACGAUUUAGGCCACCGAGGUCACGCGCACGACCCCUUGGAAGACCAACUAUACCUUUACAUUGGUCCGUCCACUUUUUCGGGGGUCAGUUCCAGCACCGACGAGGACGGGACCUUUGUUCCAGCAGACGACGAUGUGCCCAUCGUCAGUGAAAGCCCUGGGGCGGCGGACGUGGACAUUUAUGAAACCGCGUACCGCGACGAGAUUGAGCGAAUAAUGGCUCGAGCCCGGGAGGAGAAGAAGGAGCCCAACGUUUACCUCACAAGACGCGUGGAUGCGAGAUUGAUGGCCAUCAGCGGACUCGCAGGCAAAUGGGCGGCGAAGGGCGAAGAAGCCAAGAAUCAAAUCAAGGACUAUACGCAGUUCUCUGCUCGAAAGGCCCGGGUGACCGAAGUCAGCCGCGCACUGCGGCAAGCCGCAAGAGAAGAGUAUGAGAAAAGGAGGCAAGAACACCGGGAAUGGAUCGCGGCCGACAAAGCAGAACGAGCCCGAGCCAAAGAAGCAGAGGCCUCCAAAGCAAGCACCCCGCCGCCAGCGGGGGCUGGAGCCGAGGGAGCAGAGAACUCGCCAACCAGCCCUCAAUCGCCUGGGAAGCAAUCUUCGGUAUGGAAAGGUAAGGCAGUAGAUGCUGGACGACAAGCAAGAACCUCUCUGAUGGGAUUCAUGGACUUGGUUAAGAGCAAGAGCCGAACACGAACUAAAGACGAGGCCAGCUGA